Messenger RNA from Cynocephalus volans (Philippine flying lemur), 891 nucleotides. RefSeq names its product regucalcin-like. Gene Ontology annotation, biological process: L-ascorbic acid biosynthetic process. The coding region runs from base 1 to 891 and encodes 296 amino acids. The transcript is spliced from 7 exons. The record is from RefSeq and is a predicted model, not a curated record. Gene Ontology annotation, molecular function: gluconolactonase activity; calcium ion binding; enzyme regulator activity. Lineage: Eukaryota; Metazoa; Chordata; Mammalia; Dermoptera; Cynocephalidae.
AUGGCGUCCCCCAGGAUCGAGGCUGUCGUCAGGCAGCGGCACAGGAUGGGGGAGAGCCCCGUGUGGGAAGAGGGGACAGGGCAGCUGCUGUUCGUGGACAUCACCGCGGGGCUCGUGUGCCGGUGGAGCCCACUCACAGGGGAGGUGCAGACCGUGGGCCUGAGAAACCGCGUUGGCUUCAUGUCUCUGCGCCAGAAAGGGGCCUAUGUGGUGGCAGCCGGCACCCACCUCGGCUUCCUGGACUGGGAGACACAGCAGGUGCAGUGGGUGGCCUGGCUGGACAGGGACAAGCCCCACAACAGGUUCAACGACGGGAAGGUGGACCCUGCCGGGCGGUUUGUGGCAGGUGCCAGGGGCCAAGCAGGCAGCUUUGGGCAGCUGUCACCCUUCACGGCAGGAGACCACUCGGAUGUCCAGUGCAUGCCACACCUGCAUGGGCUGGGCAUCCCCAGUGGGCUGGACUGGUCCCUGGACCACAGCACCUUCUGCCACGUUGACAGCCUGGACUACUCCGUGCAUGUGUACGGCUAUGACGUGCAGACCGGCAAGAUCGCAAACCCAAGGCUCCUGUACCAGCUGCCACAGGGGCAGGGAAUGCCUGAUGGGAUGUGUGUGGAUGUUUCAGGGAAGCUCUGGGUGGCCUGCAUCAACGGGGGCAGAGUGAUCCGCCUGGAUCCCGAGACAGCGUCACAGCUGUGCAUGGUGGAGAUGCCUGUAUCCAGAGUCACAUCCUGCUGCUUCUGGGGGACCGAGUAUGCGGACCUCUACGUGAGCUCCGCAGCGGAUGGCCUGAGCCUGGAGCAGUUGUUGCAGGAGCCCCAGACCGGACAUGUCUUCAAGGUCACAGGCCUGGGGGUGAGAGGGGUCGCAGCUCGACCCUACACUGGCUGA